CACCCAGGGCAGGGCUGAGCCUCGUCCCCUGCUCCCGCCCGUCCGGGGACCGCCGGGGGACCGAGGGGCGCACGGGGACAGCUCUGUCACCGCGGCACUUCUCCGAGAAAGAGGAAGCUGUCUCGAAAUAACUCGGCGCUUCCCCUUGUGCCCCGCACGCUUUGAAGCGGCUGCCGAGCCCGGGAGCCGCCGGGGCUCCGCUGCCACCCGCGCCCCUGCCCGAUGUCCCCUGCGGGUCCCUGCUGUCCUGGCCGGGCCCUCGGAGGGGGCUGCGGCUCCCUGGGCCCCCCGAGCCCGGCCUGAGGAAGGCACCGUCCCCGCUGCCAGGCCAUGCCCCAGCGCCGUGAGCAGCCCUGCGCCGGUGCCCCACGAGCUGCAGCCCAGCCCGGCCAUGGAGAGCUCAGAGCUGGAGUCGGACAUCCUGCGGCGGGUGCGGGCGCUGCUGCGGGAGCUGGACGGGCACCACCCCUCCUGCCAGAGCGACCGAGGAAUGCUGCGGUGGACCCUGCACAAGAGAAUCGACCAGAACCCCAGAACCAGCUGUGUCCUGGUCAGGAUCCUGGUGAAGGAGCUGGAGAGGGCAGAGCGAGGGGACCUCCGGCACUACAUCAUCCCCCUGCUGCACACGCUGAUGUACACCUUGAUCCAGGCUCCCUGCAUCCCUGACGAGCUCUGUGCCAGGGUUUAUGACUUCUGCAAGAGGAUGCUGACCCUGCCCAAGCCCUUCUGCACCAUUGGGCUGGACUAUGCCAGCAGGCUGCAGGUGGAGAGGACAGCCCCAGGGACCCUGUACCAGAGGAUGGUCAUCUCCGAGCAGAGCCUGCGCAGCGCCCCCUUCCCCUACCAGGAGAGGAUUUUCAUCUUUGCUGACCCCGAGCUGCUGCCCGAAGCCAUCUGCAAGGCGCUGGCCACCGACACCGAGGCGGCCCAGGUGUCCCAGAGCCCGCGGGGCUGCAUGAGCUGCGUGGUCACCCACGCCCUGCAGGCGGCCCUGGGUGACACCUGCGACACCCACGGCCUCAGGGCCCGACUCCAGGCCUUGUCCCCGGGGGACGUGGAGCACUGGUUCCAGCAGGUGGUGGCGGCCGUGGAGGGCGCGGGCAGCGAGGGCGGCUGGGACCGGGGCCAGCACACGGCGCGGCUGGAGAGAAUCUACCACGGCCUCCUGGGCUCCGUGCCCGCAGGGAAUGCUCCCCAGGAAGGGCUGCAGGGGACCCCUCUGCCCAACCCCAACAUCAGCUUCCACCUGUGGACAGAAGAUGAGCAGCUCUGGAAGGAGCUGGUGCUGUUCCUGCGCCCGCUGUCGCAGAGCUGCGAGCCCGAGUGCCUGGGGCAGGAGCUGGAGCCCAUGGAGAUGCCGGACGAGCUCCCGGGCUGCGGCUGCUGCGGCCGGAGCCGCUUCUCCGUGCUGUCCACGGACAGCGGCAUCGAGCGGGACCUGCCGGCGCAGGAGGAGCCGUGCGCGCCCUGCGCCGAGCGCUCCCGGCUCCACAGGAAGGGCGGCAUCAAGAAAAAGCCGUCCCCGCUGGACAGCGUGGCCUUCCUGCAGGCUGGCAGCGCUGUGCCCGGCGGGAAGCCCCCCGGGAAGCUGCCCAGGAGGGCAGGGAUGCCCCCCGAGCCCGCGGCCCCGCUGCAGAGGCUGCACACCGCCCGCGUGGUGCUGCUGGGGGACGAUCGCGUCCUGGGCCGCCUGGCACAAGCCUUCCACUCCCUCAGGAAACGGGAAGCCCGGCGAGUGUUCCUGACGCCCAGGCUGGACCUGCAGUUCUACCACAUCCCGGUGGUGCCCUCUGCUGCUGCCGACCACGCUGGCCCCGAGGAGCUGUGCGAGGUGGCCGGGUACCUGGGCAGGGCUGACCCCUGGUACGAGAGCAACAUCAACACCCUGUGCCACAUGAUCCCCAAGCUGGCCACCAUGCCUUCGUCGCCAAGCAGGGCCCUGGUGACCGACCUGUUCCUCACCGAUGUCAUCGCCUACUACGCCCGCAUGGGCACCCAGCCCGUCUGCUUCCAGCUGCACUCUGUCAAGCUCCUGUUCCAGGACCCAGCACAGGACCCAGCUGAGGACGUGUUCCUGACGGAGCUGCUGACCCAGGUGCAGGACAGCCCGUCCCACAGAGAGCUGAGCACAACCAAGAGGAAAAGCACCCUGGAUGGGCCUGGCAUGGACCUCACAGUGACCUACAGGAGGGUUGUGCUCAGUGACCGGCAGAAGGAGCUGGCCCUGUCCCUGCGCUCCACAGGCCUGCUGAUGAAAGCCAUCCCUGCUGAGGAGGCUGAAGGCUGUGGCAAACAGGUUCAAAACACGGAGUAUCAAGGUCAGGAGCCCAGAGCAGAGACCCUUCACGGUGCAGCUGGACAAGGACAGCAGGAGAACCUACAGGGAUGUGAUCGGCCUGGAGGUGUCUCCCUGCCUCGAGCCCAGCUACUGCCUGCAGAAGACGAGGACCACGAAAUUCAGCCCUCAGGAAACAGAAGACGUGGGGCUUGUGAAAUACCUGCCCAAGUCUCUGCUGCUGCCCAUCAACACUUUUGCAGGAGUCAUCCCCUGAAGGAGACGGGAGAAGGUGCUGUGAGUGAUGACACGGGGUCAGCACAGAGGACACGGGGAAAGAAAACACACAAAAAGCCACCAGUGGUGACUUCACACGGCAACGGUGUGAAGAGCUGCCCCAGCAGAGGUGGAUAGGCUCGGAGGGCACAGCCAUGCCCUGCUGGUGACAGUGUGACAAUGGCCCCAUGCCCCCGCCAAGGGCACAGCCGUGCUGCAGGACUGAGCUUUCACCUUUUGCACAGGUCAGGGAAAAGCUUUGAGCUCUCCAUUCGGGAAGAGUGAGGAAGAUCCGUGCGAGGUGGUGCUGCCUGUCCUGGGGAGCCCAGGGCAGCUGGCAGCAGCAAUAUUUCUUUUGGAGAUGUCUCACAGCCCAGAGGGGCCAGGUUUUCACCUCAUUGUUGGUUCUCCCCUGUGCCAGACUGGGGCAGCAAACAUUGUGUCCCUGGAGGAAGCUGAGGGGUGGCAGGACCUCUCGGGCACCUCAGGAAACCCCUGCACGAGCAGCUCUUGUUGUUGGCAUCGUGUGGGCUCUAAGGGGUGACCCCUCUGCACCCCUCUGCCUCUCCAGGGCUUCCCCGUGGGGUUUGCACACACCAAGAAAAGGCUCAGAAAGCCAAAAGGCUUGGAGCUGGGCUGGGCUGUGGGCUGGUGUCCAGAGUUUGUUCUGUACAGCUGUAAAUGUUGUAGAUGGAUGAUAAAUUAUUUGUAUAGGUGUCGUGGAUGACUUGUACCGGAGGGUGCAAUCCUUUCAGUGCCAAUUGAAGGAAAUUUAGACAAACCCAA
This is a messenger RNA of Onychostruthus taczanowskii (white-rumped snowfinch), 3337 nucleotides long. RefSeq names its product phosphoinositide-3-kinase regulatory subunit 6 (gene PIK3R6). Gene Ontology annotation, molecular function: 1-phosphatidylinositol-3-kinase regulator activity. The record is from RefSeq and is a predicted model, not a curated record. Lineage: Eukaryota; Metazoa; Chordata; Aves; Passeriformes; Passeridae. The transcript is spliced from 19 exons. The coding region runs from base 392 to 2689 and encodes 765 amino acids. Gene Ontology annotation, cellular component: phosphatidylinositol 3-kinase complex, class IB. Gene Ontology annotation, biological process: positive regulation of MAP kinase activity; G protein-coupled receptor signaling pathway.